Molecule: messenger RNA, 1896 nt
Organism: Pollicipes pollicipes
Lineage: Eukaryota; Metazoa; Arthropoda; Thecostraca; Pollicipedomorpha; Pollicipedidae
Product: forkhead box protein O
Exons: 3
Coding region: 175-1758 (527 amino acids)
Biological process (GO): regulation of transcription by RNA polymerase II
Cellular component (GO): nucleus
Molecular function (GO): DNA-binding transcription factor activity, RNA polymerase II-specific; RNA polymerase II cis-regulatory region sequence-specific DNA binding
Source: RefSeq, a predicted model, not a curated record
UCAGAGUUCAUACUCGAGUGCGGCGCUGGCUAGAGGCGGACGGCUCUGCAGAGGGUGCGCGCCGCUCGGCAUGGAGGCACGGCUCGACGCGGACCUGUGAGGGACGGCCUGCGCCUCACCGCUGUUGCACGAGUGCACGCCGCCGGGCCGGCCGGCAGCGUGGAGUACCACGAUAUGUCGGAUAUCUCGGGCGAGGAGAACUUCGAUCCAAACUUGGAGCCGCAGCAGCGGUCGCGCGCCAACACCUGGCCCCUGCCGCGGCCCGAGGACUAUGUAGAGAACCAACACCCGCUGGACGACCUGCCCGAGGCGUCGUCCUGGGACAUACAGCAGCAGAACUUCCACCAGAACGCGCCGCCGCCGCCUCCGCCGCCGCCGCCGCCUCCGCCGCCACCGCCGCCACCGACUCUGAUGCCCUCGCCCGGACACAACGGCACCGUAACGGGCAACGGUGGCGGCCUGCUGCUCUGCAAGACGGAGCCGGGCACCACGCCUCUGGGCGGAGACCUGGCUAAGCCGGCAGCUGCCUCCGACUCCACGGCCGUGCUGCCCAAGCCAAAAAACUCGAACCGGCGCAACGCGUGGGGCCCGCACAGCUACGCGGACUUGAUCACGCAGGCGAUCCUCUCGUCGCCGGAGAAGCGGCUCACGCUGGCACAAGUGUACGACUGGAUGGUGACCAACAUCCCCUGGUUCAAAGACAAAGGAGACAGCACCAGCUCGGCCGGAUGGAAGAACUCGAUCCGGCACAAUCUCUCACUGCACAGCCGUUUCAUCAAGGUACAGAACGAGGGCACCGGCAAGUCCUCCUGGUGGAUGAUCAACCCGGACGCCAAGACGGGCAAAUGCACGCGCCGGCGCGCCACGCUCGAGACGUCCAAGUAUGAGAAGAAGCGCGGCCGCGCCAAGAAGAAGGUGGAGCCCAUCCGCGGCGGCCUGGACCACACGCCGAGCCCGUCGUCGUCGCUGGGCGACGGCCUGGACGGCCGGUUCGCCGAGAGUCCGCUGCACCCGACGCAGGCGGGAUUCCUCGGCGGCGACUACCGGCACCGGGCCAACUCGGCGGCCUCGUCGUGCGGCCGGCUCUCGCCGCUGGCCGCCUGGCCGUACCGGCACCGGCUCGACUCUUACCAGCAGGAGCAGCUGGCCGACUCGGUCGACGGCGGCCUCAAGUUCGAGCCGGGCGUGCCGCUGGCCUACCGCGGCAUUAACGGCUAUGGCCUGUACGCCGGCGGCGGGCCGUUCUCGCCCAAUGGCCAUCCCGCCGGCCUGCUGCCCGGGCCCAGCGGCCGGCCCGGCCCCGACAGGCGACCACUACAACGGUCUCCAGUCCGUGUCACCAGCGGCCAGCGUCAGCUCCAUGUCACCCAGCCAGACGGUGGACCACUACGCGCAGGCGGAGGGCCUGUACCACGGCCUGCCGGCCAGCAGCGCCUACGGCGCCUCGCCCAGCUACAGCUCGCCGGUCUCCUCCUCCUACACGGCCUCGCCGUCCAACAUGUUCAGCUCGGCGUCGCCGGCCUCGUCGGGCGGCAGCUACACCGCCGGGGGCUUCGGCAACAGCGCCUUCGCCGCUCCGCCGCCGCCAGCCGGCCAACCGUUCGCGGGCUCGCUGAUGCGCGUGUCGGCGCCGCGGCCCGAGGACCCGCAGACGCCCUCCCAGCUCAUGUCCAACCUGAUGGGCGCGCUGCAGCAGAACCACAUGCCGGUCGACCUCGACCUGGACACGUUCCAGGGCGGCUUCGACUGCGACGUUGACAACAUCAUCAAGCAGGAGCUCAGCAUGGAAGGCAACCUGGACUUCACGUUCAACCAGGCGGCAGCGGCGCAGGCGGCGGCUGCCGCCGCGGCGCAGCACCGCUCCCACCAAGCCGUCGACGGCCGCCACCACGCCGC